Messenger RNA from Closterium sp. Naga37s-1, 2412 nucleotides. Lineage: Eukaryota; Viridiplantae; Streptophyta; Zygnematophyceae; Desmidiales; Closteriaceae. The record is from the annotation of a GenBank genome assembly.
AUGAGCACGAAAGAAGGCGAUCGGCCGAGACCCGGCGACAGACUAGGCACGGAGCGGUUCGACGCAGAGAGCGGCGCGUCGGGGAGCGGAGCGGGCGAGAACGGCGGGGCGAUCCGCGUGGUGGUGGUGGGGAACAAAGGCACGGGCAAGACGUCGUUAAUAAUCUCAUGUCUCACAGAGGCCUUUCCGGAGGAGCCCGUGCCCGUGCUGCCGCCAACUCGCUAUCUCGCCGAUUCCUUCUCCGAUAAAAUCCCGCUCCUGAUCGUCGACACGUCAUCAAGGCGGGAGGAGCGGGGCGCGGUGGAGGCGGAGCUACGGGCGGCGGACGCGGUGGUGAUAACGUUCGCGUGCGACGACCAGGCGUCGCUCAACUCCGUCUCCUCCUACUGGCUGCCGCUCCUAAGACAACUGCAGGUGCUGUCGCGGUUUCCACGCGCAAAUGCAUCUCGUCCCCCGCCCUCGUCCCCCGCCCUCAUCCCCGCCCUCAUCCCCCGCCCCCAUCCCCCGCCCUCAUCCCCCGCUCGUCCCCUGCUCAUCCCCCGCUCGGCCCCCGCUCGCCCCCCGCUCAUCCCCCGCUCAUCCCCCGCUCAUCCCCCUCUCAUCCCCCGCUCGUCCCCCACUCGUACCUCGCUCGGCCCCCGUCCGCAGGUGCCCGUGCCAGUCGUGGUGGUGGGCUGCAAGCUGGACCUUCGAGACGCGCCAGGCGCUGCGGCGGCGGGGGGAGUGGGGGGGCCGGCAGUAGGGGCGGGGGGCGGGGGGGUGGCGCAGCAGCCGCUGGACGUGCUGGUCGCGCCGAUCAUGGACGAGUUCAAAGAGGUCGAGACGUGCCUCGAAUGCUCCGCGCUGCGCCGCGUGCAGGUGGCGGAGGUGUUUUUCUUUGCGCAGCGGGCGGUGCUGCACCCCACGGGGCCGCUGUUUGACCGCCAGACACAGGCGCUGCGGCCGGCGUGUGUGCGAGCGCUCAUGCGCAUCUUCAUGCUCUGCGAUGUGGACGGUGAUGGCGUGCUCUCCGAUACCGAGCUCAACGCAUUCCAGGUGGAGUGUUUCUCGGUGCCGCUACAGCCGGCGGAGCUGGUGGGGGUGAAGCGAGUGGUGGCAGAGAAGAUGGUGGAUGGCGUGGCGGGCAACGGGCUCACGCUCACCGGCUUCCUCUUCCUGCACGCACUCUUCAUCGAGCGCGGCCGCCUCGAAACCACCUGGACCGUGCUGCGCAAGUUUGGAUACUCGUCGUCACUGCACCUGCGUGAGGAGAUCACUCGGCUGCCGGCGCAACCGCUGCCAGAUCAGAGUGUGGAGCUGUCGAGCAAGGCGCUGGAGUUUGUGUGUGCGCGCUUCAGAGCGUUUGACAACGACCAGGACGGGGCGCUCAACACGAGUGAGCUUAACAACCUCUUCAGCACCGCACCCAACAGUCCAUGGGAGGAGGCGCCGUAUCUAGGGGCAGCAGAGACAUCGCCUUCAGGAGCCCUCACAUUCAGUGGCUAUCUUUCCCUGUGGUCGCUCAUGGCGCUGCUGCAUCCGGAGAGGGCCAUCGAGUACCUGCUGUACCUGGGCUUCCCAUCCGACCUCGCCCCGUCCGCGCUCACCUUCACGCGGCGGCGCCGCAACGACCGCAAGGCGGGCUCGUCGCAGCGCCGCGUGCUGCAGUGCUUUGUGGUGGGGCCCGCACAGGCGGGCAAGUCUGCUCUGCUCAGCUCGUUGCUCGGGAGACCAUUUGAGCCAUCACACAUCAAGUGUGGGGAGGACGAGCGGUUUGCUGUUAACCUCGUCUCCACUGACCCUCAAGCCCACUCCUCCUCCUCCUCAUCUUCCGCUUCCUCCGCCUCUUCCUCCUCCACAACCACCACCUCCUCCUCCCUCUCCUCGAAUCGCGAUCCCAGCAGUAUAGCGAGCCAGGAUCUGAGUGCGCUGGCCAGCAGCAGCACGGCGCUGGUGCUGAGGGAGGUGCACCCAGACGCCCUACCUCGCCUCCUCGCUCGCCCCGACUGGCUUGCCGCCUGUGACGUGGCUGCCUUUGUAUAUGACAGCUCGUCGCAGGGCAGCUGGGAGAAGGCGGUGGGCAUGCUGCAGGAGGUGGCGGGGCGGGCAGAGGCCACGGAGAGCGAGAUGCCCGCCGUGCUCGUGGCCGCUAAGAACGACCUCGAGCCCCACCCCGCCAUCUUCACCCAGUCCGCACAGCUGUGCACGGAGAUGGGGGUGGCAGCACCAGUGCCCGUCUCCUCGCUGCUGCACGAUGUCAACGAGCUCCCUGCGCAAGCGCCUGCUCUACCGCUCCGUCUCCGUCGCUCUCGUGGGCACAGCAGUGGCAGUGGUGUUGGUGGUGGGCUUUCGGAUAUAUGCCGCGCGUCGCUCCUCCUCAACGUAGCGCUCCUGCGUGUGUCUGCGUGGCCUGAUUGUGCUUCCAUUCGUUGA